This is a messenger RNA of Carassius auratus (goldfish), 699 nucleotides long. Its product is annotated as cell wall protein DAN4-like. The transcript has 3 exons. NCBI's taxonomy places the organism in Eukaryota, Metazoa, Chordata, Actinopteri, Cypriniformes, Cyprinidae. The record is from RefSeq and is a predicted model, not a curated record. The annotation marks the transcript as partial.
ACAACUCCAAUUGAAACAUCCACCUUUAUCACAGCAGAAACAUAUACAACAACAGAGCCCUCCACAAUCACAACAACUUCUGCAGAAACAUCUACCACUAGUUCAGCAGAAACAUCUACAAAAACAGAGACUUCUAUCAUCACAACAGCUCCUCCUGAAACAUCCACUUCCAUUGCAGCAGAAACAUCUAAAACAACAGAGACUUCCACAAUUACAACAACUCCAGUUGAAACAUCAACCAUUAUCACAGCAGAAACAUAUACAACAACAGAGCCCUCCACAAUCACAACAACUUCUGCAGAAACAUCUAUCACUAGUACAGCAGAAACAGCUACAACAACCGAAACUUCCACGAUCACAACUUCUGCUGAAACAUUCACAACUAGUGUAGCAGAAACAUCUACAACAACAGAGCCCUCCACAAUCACAACAACUUCUGCAGAAACAUCUAUCACUAGUACAGCAGAAACAUCUACAACAACAGAAACAUCCACCACCAGUGCAGCAGAAACAUCUAUAACAACAGAGACUUCCACAAUCACAACAACUUACAGAAACAACAUCAACAGCUACUACAACACAUCCUUCAACAGUGACAUCAACUGCUUCUGGAAAUACUACUGCAGGAAUUUCAAGAACAGCACCUCAAACAAUAUCUUCUGCAGGAACUUCUGUGAUUCCCUCUUCAUCCACUAUUGA